Paramacrobiotus metropolitanus is the source of this 1587-nucleotide messenger RNA. RefSeq lists its product as uncharacterized. The record is from RefSeq and is a predicted model, not a curated record. Gene Ontology annotation, molecular function: oxidoreductase activity; FAD binding. NCBI's taxonomy places the organism in Eukaryota, Metazoa, Tardigrada, Eutardigrada, Parachela, Macrobiotidae. The coding region runs from base 1 to 1587 and encodes 528 amino acids. The transcript is spliced from 6 exons.
AUGGCCGCAUUAUCCAAUCUGAUUAGCACGGGCCGUAUAACCGAUCAAGGGGCGGACGCGGAUGCAUAUCCCUGUUAUGCCGGCGCCGGAUACGAUUCCCGAGACUGCCAGCAGAUCCAAAAAUAUUACAACCGCCCGGGUUUCCUGAUCGGUAAGGCCGGCAGCAUGCAAGCCUUCAACUGGGAAGAUCUCGGCAAUCAACGCUGCACACUCGAAGGCGCUAAUGAAUGGAACAUGCAGUGCCAGUUUGGCCGUACGCCCGCCUUUGCCGUAGAUGUCCAUGUUCCCGAUGAUAUCCAGAAAGCAUUGGCCUUUGCCAGUCAGCACAAUCUGCGGGUGGUCAUUAAGAGUACCGGACACGAUUAUUUCGGACGUAGCACCGCACCCGGCGCACUGCUGAUCUGGCUGCACAACUUCCAGGGACAACUGGAGACGAAGAUGACCUUUACGCCUAGUGGAUGUGAUGCCAGCAGUCAAACUGUGGAUCCGGUUAUUACGGUCACCGGUGGAAAGACUUGGGACGAUGUUUAUCCAAAGGUCGACCAAGAUUUCAACGGAAAGUACUGUAUUGUUGCCGGCUACUGCAUAGACAUUGGCGCCGCUGGUGGCUACACCCUGGGCGGUGGGCACAGCAUCCUCUCCACGGUGUUUGGUCUGGCGGUGGACAAUGUUCUCGAGAUGACCGUCGUCACCGCCGACGGGCAGUUGCUCACCGCCAACUCUUGCCAGAACAAGGAUCUUUUCUGGGCACUUCGCGGCGGUGGCGGCGGGACUUUCGGUGUCGUGACCUCCAUUACCUUUGAUGCCGCUGGGUGGGGCGGCUACCAUUUCUACAACCCCGCCUUCGGUUUCAGCUUCAUGUUCUUGAAACUGGCGGAUGCGGGGAGCACAAGAGCGUCGCCGCCUUUCGACCAGUUGCUGAAGGAAUUUACCGAUAUGGAAGUGGCAUCGAGAGUCCUAGCUCGACCGUUUGCCAACGUCGGCACUUACUAUAAACAUUACGACCGUUUAGAGUGCGCAGACGUCUUUCUGCGGCAGGAUUGGCGCUCAUGGAGCGAUACCACCGGCAUUUACGACGGUUUCUACGCUGGAUCGCGCGUGGCCCUCGGGAGCCGACUGAUCCCAGUCACUUCUCUUGUACAGUCCCGUACCACCGCGCAGACCAUUCUCGCAGGUGCAUCCAAACUGGGCCAGCUUGCCACAUUCGGUUUCCUGCAUAUUAACGGCAACGGCGUCCGCAACAAUCCGCACGCCGCAGACACUUCCGUAACUCCGGCAUGGCGGAAAUCCGGCUGGCACGCCAUCCUGGUGACCGGAUGGGACGGCAGUACCUCCGAAGAGGAUAUUGCGUUUGUAAAGGGGCUCCUGGAAAGCGGGACCCAAGUAUGGCGGGAUGCGUACCCCGAUUCCGGAGCGUACUUCAACGAAGCGUCCACGACGGAGCCGAAUUGGCAGCAGGCGUUCUGGGGCAGUAAUUAUCCACGGCUGCAGCAAAUUAAGAAGACGGUGGAUCCUAACGGCAUGUUUGUAUGCAGCCAGUGCGUUGGUAGCGAAUCGUGGGACGCGACAGGAAACUGUCGCAUUUAG